Messenger RNA from Anarrhichthys ocellatus (wolf-eel), 2115 nucleotides. Its product is annotated as serine/threonine-protein kinase PAK 3. The transcript is spliced from 17 exons. Gene Ontology annotation, biological process: protein phosphorylation. Gene Ontology annotation, molecular function: protein serine/threonine kinase activity; ATP binding. The coding region runs from base 227 to 2020 and encodes 597 amino acids. NCBI's taxonomy places the organism in Eukaryota, Metazoa, Chordata, Actinopteri, Perciformes, Anarhichadidae. The record is from RefSeq and is a predicted model, not a curated record.
UAGGGAACAGUGAGCAGCCAGUGAAGCAUCCAGCCUGCCGAACAAGCUUGCUUCUUUUUUUUUAGGGUCAGGAACUGGUCUGACGAGAGAAUGGCAAUCCUGCCUUUAAACUGUCAGUAGGACUGUGCGGCUGACGAUGAAUCUACCAGAGCUGCGGGCCCCACGGCGAACCACUGACCAAGAGAAUGUGAAGACAUAUUUCAGGACAUUGUGAGUGCUGCUAAAGAUGUCUGAUAGUGUUGAUAUUGAAGAGAAACCACCAGCCCCCCCCUUGAGAAUGAACAGUAGUUCCCGAGACUCUUCAUCACUGAAUCUUGCCUCUAAACCGCUUCCAAUGGCUCCCGAUGAGAAAAACAAGAAAGUCCGCCUGCGCUCCAUCUUCCCCGGGGGAGACAAGACAAACAAGAAGAAGGAGAAGGAACGUCCUGAGAUAUCCCUACCUUCAGACUUUGAACACACCAUUCAUGUCGGCUUUGAUGCCAUAACAGGAGAAUUCACAGGUAUACCGGAGCAAUGGGCCCGGCUCCUACAGACCUCGAACAUCACCAAGCUGGAGCAGAAGAAGAACCCGCAGGCCGUGUUGGACGUCUUGAAGUUCUACGACUCCAAAGAGACCGUCAACAACCAGAAGUACAUGAGCUUCACCUCGGGAGACAAGUCGGCACAUGGGUACAUAGCAGCAAACACUCUGAACCGACUGCUGUCAUCUGGGCCUCCUGUCAGCCUUAGAACCUGCAGCGCAUUAUUUGACAAGGCCGUCUCUGAAAUGGCAGGGCAGGGACGCAUGCCACAAAGGGUUGUGAUGACUGUCAAACUGCAUGGUGCCAAAACAUCGUCGUCAGAGCCCCCGAUCGCUCCACCUGUGUCAGAAGAGGAGGAUGAGGAAGAAGAAGAAGAGGAGGAGGAGGAAGAAGAGGAUGAUGACGACGAGCUGCCCCCGGUUAUCGCGCCUCGGCCCGAGCACACCAAAUCUAUCUACACGCGCUCUGUCUCUGUCUUGGAGCCGAAGCCUCCCACCCCCGUGAAAGAAGUGGUGACUCCACCGGAGUCGCAGGUCCAGCCGGAUAACACGUCCAACACAAUGUAUCGCCACACUGACCGUCAGAGGAAGAAGUCCAAAAUGACGGAUGAGGAAAUUCUGGAGAGACUCAGGAGUAUUGUGAGCGUGGGGGAUCCCAAAAAGAAGUACACACGCUUCGAGAAAAUCGGACAAGGAGCGUCCGGCACUGUGUACACUGCCAUCGACAUAGCAACUGGCCAAGAGGUGGCCAUCAAGCAAAUGAACCUGCAGCAGCAGCCCAAGAAAGAGCUGAUCAUCAAUGAGAUCCUGGUGAUGAGGGAAAACAAAAACUCCAAUAUUGUGAACUACCUGGACAGUUACUUAGUAGGAGAUGAGCUGUGGGUGGUGAUGGAGUAUUUGGCCGGUGGCUCGCUGACAGAUGUAGUGACGGAGACCUGCAUGGACGAGGGCCAGAUCGCUGCAGUCUGCAGAGAGUGUCUUCAAGCCCUGGACUUCCUACACUCCAACCAGGUGAUCCAUAGAGACAUAAAAAGUGACAACAUCCUCUUGGGUAUGGACGGAUCCGUCAAGCUCACCGACUUUGGCUUCUGUGCCCAGAUCACUCCAGAGCAGAACAAGCGCAGCACGAUGGUGGGAACGCCCUACUGGAUGGCGCCCGAGGUGGUGACUCGCAAGGCUUAUGGCCCAAAAGUGGAUAUCUGGUCUCUGGGGAUCAUGGCAAUAGAGAUGGUGGAGGGAGAACCACCCUACCUGAAUGAGAAUCCACUAAGGGCGCUGUACCUGAUAGCUACCAACGGGACUCCAGAGCUGCAGAACCCAGAGAGGCUGUCAUCUGUGUUCAGAGACUUCCUCAACCGCUGUCUGGAGAUGGAUGUGGACCGCAGAGGCUCUGCCAAGGAGCUGCUUCAGCAUUCCUUCCUCAAGCUGGCGAAGCCUCUAUCCAGCCUGACGCCUCUGAUUGUAGCUGCCAAGGAAGCCAUAAAGAACAGCAGUCGCUAGUGUGUGCCCUCUGUCCCCACCCGAGGCUGGAGCCCUGCCUGUGAUGUGUGCGUUCAUGGGGGGCAGGGGCUUGGGUGUUUGGCUGGUGGGUGACG